Messenger RNA from Seminavis robusta, 1899 nucleotides. Lineage: Eukaryota; Bacillariophyta; Bacillariophyceae; Naviculales; Naviculaceae. The record is from the annotation of a GenBank genome assembly.
AUGGAGUGGAAUACCCAACCACCCAUUGAUUUCUCUAUCCAAGAAACCCUCCAAGACGCAGCGGACUACGAUUGUAUUGUCAUUGGCAUUAUCGAAUAUAACGAGAGAAGCAAUAAUGACGACAGCAACAACAACAAUACGACAACCUGCGAGUCUAUAGAAUCCUUCGGUUCCAUCUUUCAUGCCGUGGACAACAAGUAUUCCGGAAUCUUAUCCAAAUGGAUGGAAGGCAAAGAUGACACCCUCUCGGUAAAGUCUUCCACCAAAGGCGAAGUGACAACCUUUACAUCACCCAAAGGACGAACGCCACUAGACUCUGCCGCCAGCCCAAAACGAAAAAGGAAACGAAAAUACGAUAAAGAUUGGGAUGAAGUCUCCAAAGUCUGCAAGGUGUCUCUGGAUGGACAUAUGGAAGUCCAACGGCUGGUUGUAUGCCGGAUCAAGGGAGAUCCCAACAGCUUACAACAUGCCGGAAAGCUGGGGCGCUCGGUGGGGAAUCGAAUAGCGUCGCAUCUCAAGAAUGAAGGCGAAAGAUGGGCCCUUUUAAUGCCUCCACCACCGCCCUCCAUGGAGAAGAAUGCGUCAGACACAUCAUCUCAACCGCCACUGUUUGGCGACUUUGUGUCUGAAAUGACAACCUCUCUGUGGUCGACACUAUACAAGGACAUCCGAUUCAAAUCGAAAGACAAACGAGACAACUUGGCCAAAAAGGAGGACGCACCCUUUGCAUUGGAUUUGAUUUGGGAUCAUCAUACUACUACAAGCCAAUCAACAACAGUGGUGGAGGAUUCAGAGCUGCCAACUACCUUUUUGACCCAGGCACGACAAUCCAUUUCAAAAGGAGAAAUCAUAGCGUCGGGAGUCUUCUUGACCAAGGAUAUUGUCAACGCACCACACAAUGUACUCAACAGCGUGUCUCUAGCAGAGACCGCCAAGAGAUUGGCGGCAGAGUACCCUCGACAACUGACGUGCCACGUCAUGAACGCAGAUGACUGUGAAAAGCUUGGUAUGGGAGCCUUUCUGGGUGUGGCAAGAGGUUCAGAGACUCCGCCACAGUUCAUUCAUAUGAUCUAUCGACCUGGAAAGUCAUCGGCAGGUAGCAGCAAAAGACUUCGCAAGCUGGGUGUUGUCGGAAAAGGGCUGCUCUUUGAUACAGGGGGAUACAACAUCAAACGAGGCAUGAUGGAGUUGAUGAAGUUUGACUGUGGUGGGGCAGCUGCCGUACUGGGUGCCGCCAGAGCUAUUGCUCAAUUAGCUCCGGAGGAUGUGGAGGUGCACUUUGUUGUGGCUGCAUGUGAGAACAUGGUCAAUGAGCGAGCAAUGGUUCCAGGUGACAUCUUGACAGCAUCCAAUGGGAAAACAAUCGAAGUGAUGAAUACGGACGCUGAAGGCCGACUAACCAUGGCGGAUGCGCUGGCGUACGUUGACCAGAAAGUCGGCUGUGAAGAAAUCGUCGAGAUGUCAACUUUGACGGGUGCCUGCAUGGUGGCAUUGGGGAACAAAGUGGCAGGGUUGUGGGCAAAGGAUGACGCGCUUGCAGAAGCUCUCGUCAAAGCAUCCAAGAUGACAGGGGAGAAAGUAUGGAGGAUGCCCUUGGAAGAAGAAUACAAGGAGGGGUUGAAGUCAAAGUUCGCUGACUUGAACAAUAUCGGAGGCAAAUACGCUGGGGCCAUUUCAGCGGCCCUGUUCCUUAAUGAGUUUGUCGAGGGAAACAAACCGUACGCUCAUAUAGAUAUGGCAGGUCCUGUCUGGGCCACCAAGGCAGGUGCAACGGGAUGGGGUGCCAGGCUUUUGAUCGAAUGGAUUUGUCAAUGCUCUCUUCUAGCCAAAGAUGCCGCAGAUCCGGCAACCCCGAAAAAGGAAUCCAACAAGAAGAAACGUCCGUUCAGCCUUUUCUGA